Molecule: messenger RNA, 1879 nt
Organism: Sclerotinia trifoliorum
Lineage: Eukaryota; Fungi; Ascomycota; Leotiomycetes; Helotiales; Sclerotiniaceae
Source: the annotation of a GenBank genome assembly
GUAGGUAGAUAGAUCCUGUACCGACUAGCUACCUACCUCGUUACAUAUAACUUCAUCUCUAUUCACCUCUACCUCUCCACCUCUCCACCUCUCCACCCCUUCACCUCUUCACCUCUUCACCUCUUCACCAAAUUCAUCUACCUAAUACCGCAUGAUCUCUACUUUGAAGCCUCAACCAAAAGUACAACAACCAACACGGCAUUGAAAGUCUAAUCACAUCAAUUGCUACCUAUCGGACAACAUUCACCCCAUAUUUAGCGCCUUCUACGACCACUAUCCUGACGCUAUACGGAGUAGCUUGGCCCACAAUCAAUAUAUUAUUCCGCAAAACCCUGAGCUUCCGAAAAUCGUCAUAAUAUUCGACAUAAGAUUCCUCCACAACUCCAAGACCACCAGAACCACAAACCGAUAAGAUAGGGCACAGCUGAUAUAUUACAAUAUUACAUACAGUAAAGAUGUCUACGCCAAGUGACCUCCAACAACUCAUUGAUAUGGGUUUCGAUCAAGAAAGAGCCCAGAUCGCAGUAAAGAAGACUGGUGGAUGUAUGUAAUAAUUCCAACUUGCAUAACCCUUGUUUGCUAUCGAUAUACCCCCGCAUGCAUACUGACUACAUGCUAUAUAGUGAACGGAGCAUUACAAUGGCUCGAGGAUAAUGAGAACAAGACGAUUGAAGAAAUCCAAGCCGCAGAAGCUGCAGCGGCACCGGAGUCUGACGAAACCAACCCCAACAUUGAGCCAGCGCCACUCAAGGAGGGAGAGGAGGCUAAAUCUAUGGUUUGCACUGAUUGCGGGAAGAAGUUCCGUUCAAUGUUGCAAGUUCAAGCUCAUGCCGAGCGAACGUACGAUAUCACACAUUCUCAUAAGACGCAUCUGCUAACAUUAGUGCACAGUCAACAUGAGAACUUUGAGCAAUCUACCGAGGAAAUUGCGCCUUUGACUGAGGAGGAAAAGAAACAGAAGAUUGCAGAACUUCGCGAGAAGGCUAAGGAGAAGAAAUCCAAGCAGGCUAUUAUCGACAAAGAAGAAGCCAAGCGCAACGAGGUUCGUUUGUUACUAUUCCCAAAUAUAACCUGCCUCCCACCUUUACCCCUCCACAUCCAACCCCUACCCCGCAUCAGACUAACAUACCAUCCUCCACAGCAAAUCCGAAUGAAAUCAACCAAGGAAGUUUCAGACGCAAAGGAGAAGCUCGCCCGGGACCAACAAAUCAAAGAAGCACAAGCCAAGCGUGCGGAAAAAGCAGCCGAUAUCCAAGCAAAGAAGAGAAUCCAAGAGAAAAUCGCCGCGGAUAAAGAAGAACGACGUCUCAAAGCCGAAGCCGCCAAAGCGCUCCGUGAAGGUCGUGCUCCCCCAGCUCAACAAGCCGCCCCCGUAGCCGCCCCCGUUGCAUCGACUGGCGCCCCAAAAGUCCACACUGAAUCGCGAUUGAGAUUACAAACCGCUUUCGGGACCAUGACCAAAACCUACCCAGUCGACACGACACUUUUUGAAAUAUCUCAGCAACUCGAGGCUGAGCUUGGUACCGUCAGUAGUUUCACAAUGACAUUCCCAAAGAAGACCUUCGAGGGUCCAGUCGAUUUCGGGAAGACGUUGAAGGAGGCAGGAUUAGUUCCCUCUGCUGUUUUAAUCGUCAAAUAAAUGCCAAAAUAGAAGCGGACAUUGGUAAAAAGGUGAUGGCGUUUAGGAAAACGAUGCAAUAUGAUGCAUGGUUGGUGUUUUUGGCGUGAUGGCGUGGAUUACAUAUGUAGUAAAGUAUGUCAAGAAAGACAACUUACUCACUGAGAAAAGAAAGUCUUUACACAUACUAAGAAGGUCCUGAUAUUCAUUCGCAUAUAAAAGUAGGUAUAAAAUAAAAAGUCCUCACAAUGAAAUCAAUGA